UGCGGCGCCCCGCGGAUGCGCUGGGUGGGGGGCGGCAGCGCCGGGAGGAAACUCGACGGGGAGGGAGCGGGGGGAAGGCGAUCAGCGCUGCUGCCUCCGAGGGGCUGCCGCCGUGCCGUGCCACCUUCCCGGCAGCGAUCGGCGAGGGCCACCGGCGGUGCCCCCUCCCCCAGCCCGUGCUGGCGAACCUCCGCUGUCCGAUUUUUCCACUUUUGAGACCUAUCAGGACCAGUUGCUACGGUUCGGGCGGCGGUGGCCGCGAUGCGGGGGGAGGCGGGAAGAGGGCAUCUCCCUCCGAAGGCGAGCAACAAAUGGCAGCGGCGGUGCCUGCUGCGCCCAGGCAUGCUUCUAAGAAGCGUAUUGACCAUGAGGAAGCCCGUGUGCUAGUAACCCGUUUUUACUAAUCCUGCCGAAGAAAAUGAAGCCACGUUUCAGCUUUGCCGAUCCUUUUCCCACCCUGGCGGCUGAAUGAGAAAUGGUUGUGUGAUUAUGCUGACAGCCCAGCAUGCAUUUGGUAGACCUGUGGUUAACUCGUUCCCUCUCCAUGUGUCUGCUCUUACAAAGUUUUGUCCUCAUGAUACUGUGCUUUCAUUCUGCCAGUAUGUGCCCAAAAGGCUGCCUCUGUUCCCACUCCGGAGGUCUGAACGUCAGCUGUAGCAAUGCAAACCUCAAGGAGAUACCCAGAGAUCUUCCUCCAGAAACAGUCUUACUUUAUUUGGACUCUAAUCAGAUAACAUCUAUCCCCAACGAAAUUUUUAAGGACUUGCACCAAUUGAGAGUCCUCAAUUUAUCAAAAAAUGGGAUUGAGUUUAUUGAUGAACAUGCCUUUAAAGGGGUGGCAGAAACCUUGCAGACUCUGGAUUUGUCUGACAACCGGAUUAAAAGCGUGCACAAAAACGCUUUCAACAACCUGAAGGCCAGGGCCAGAAUUGCCAACAACCCCUGGCACUGUGACUGCACGCUGCAGCAGGUGCUGCGGAGCAUGGCCUCCAACCACGAGACGGCCAACAACGUCAUCUGCAAGACCUCUGUGCUGGAUGAGCACGCGGGGAGACCCUUCCUCAACGCUGCCAACGACGCCGACCUCUGCAACCUCCCUAAAAAGACUACUGACUACGCCAUGCUGGUCACCAUGUUUGGCUGGUUCACCAUGGUGAUCUCCUACGUGGUUUAUUACGUCCGACAGAACCAGGAGGAUGCAAGGAGGCACCUUGAGUACUUGAAAUCCCUGCCAAGCAGGCAAAAGAAACCAGAUGAAGCCGAUGACAUUAGCACUGUGGUGCUGGAUUGAGCUCAACAGAGAACCAGCUUUUCCACACAAACUGAGAAGAUGCCUGAGCUGCGUGGGCCGCCCGAAUUCAGGGAGAGUGAGCAGAUGGCACCCCGAGCCCGCUGCAGGCCUGGUGAUGCUGUUCCUGAUGAACUUGGUUUGAAACACUAGUUCUCAUCCCUUGUGGAAAACCACAGUGGUUCAUGACACAUGGACCUCAGCUGUUCCAGCUUCCUGCUCCCAUACACGUGUGUGUGUGUUUGUGCACUUGUGUGGGUGCAGCAACAUUUGACUCAGCUAGGUCUUGCUGGUGGGAGAGCAGAAUUUCUGUGCUGGACUCACUGUGUGAGUUAUUGUGUAUACAGAUGAUAAUAUUGGAUGGCAACAAUAUCCCUGGGAAGCUCUCUGCACACUUGUUGGAGAGUGGGUGGGAGAGGGUCAGAGGCUGCUUGCCAUAAUCAUGUGCUAUUGCAGUAUUCAUAUAAGUGGUUCGUGUUUAUGCUGUUUUCUCUUUUCUUACUGGUUUAAUACUGGAGCCUUUUCUGUAAAAAUG
Messenger RNA from Passer montanus (Eurasian tree sparrow), 1823 nucleotides. RefSeq names its product leucine rich repeat containing 3B (gene LRRC3B). The transcript is spliced from 4 exons. The record is from RefSeq and is a predicted model, not a curated record. Gene Ontology annotation, molecular function: protein binding. The coding region runs from base 506 to 1291 and encodes 261 amino acids. NCBI's taxonomy places the organism in Eukaryota, Metazoa, Chordata, Aves, Passeriformes, Passeridae.